CGACAAUUAAUUACUAAAUUUUAUGAAAUUUCUAGCGUUUUACGAAACAUAAUAAUUAUUUACAUGGAAUGUCGACUUCAUUUUUGCAUGAAAUGCGACAGUUAAUUACUUAAUUUCAUUACAUUUAUUGUGCUAGCGUUUUAUUUUUAUGCAAAAAAGACGCCAAUUCGCUGAUUCGUCAUAAGAAAUGAUAUGACGUAAAAUAUUAAUUAUUAUGUGUAAAUAUGAUUUUGAUGCUGCUAAAAACAUAUUAAAAACAAUUUCUUUUAAAACAAUUGUACCACUUUAAUCAAAUUCAAUUAUUUUGUCAUCGAAAAACCAGACAUGGAAAUUUCUGGAAAUUUCGCCAAAUUGUCUCGUUGGCGUAACUACGACAAAUACGAAACGAGUAAAAAACUACUUCGAGGUCAGAAAAUUGUACAAUUUCAAAAAACAACCAGAAAAAUUUCCAGCCCCCCAGCAGCACAACGAACUUCUCAACUUCUACUUCUCAAAUCAAAGCUGGGAAACUAUUCGACAUGGCACCCAACCAAAACGACGACGACUUGGAGCGACCUGGUCUAAACCGCGCCUGCAAGUGUCCCCCCACCGGCGGACGUGGUGGCGGCGGCGGUGGUGGUGGUAAGAAGAAGGUCGGCAAGAAAAUCAAACGAAAGGUCAUCACGGGUCGGCGCCACGGGAAGAAAGCGGGUGCUGGAAAGCGCCCGAAAUCCGGAGGCAAAGCGGCCGGUGGGAAGAAGAAGAAGACCGGUUCCUCCUCCAAAGUGAAGAAAGCCAAAGCCGUCGCGAUCGCACUUUGGCGCAAGAAAGGCAACGGAAACCAUUCCGCGAACUGCUUCAUCCUGUACUUCCUCGACACUUGGAGGAAACAAGGCGGAAACGUCUUCCAUGUUGCGAAACAGUGCGGCCACGACUGGUGGAAGCUUCCCGACAGCGUCAAGGAGAAGUACCGCAGAGCCUACUGCGCCGUUCAAAAGAAUUCCAAAGUUUGUGGUGGAAAAGGGGGAGGAAAAACUGGAGGAGGAAAAGGCGUGAAAACCGGAGGAGGAAAAACCGGAGGAGGAAAAACUGGAGGGGGAAAAGGCGGAAAAACUGGAGGGGGAAAAGGCGGAAAAACUGGAGGGGGAAAAGGCGGAAAAACUGGAGGGGGAAAAGGCGGAAAAACUGGAGGGGGAAAAGGCGGAAAAACUGGAGGGGGAAAAGGCGGAAAAACUGGAGGGGGAAAAGGCGGAAAAACUGGAGGGGGAAAAGGCGGAAAAACCGGAGGGGGGAAAGACAGGAAAACCGGAAAAGACCGAAAAACCGGAAAAGACCGAAAAAUCGGAGGGGGAAAAGGUGGAAAAGGAAAGACCGGACCCCCAAAGCCGAAGCCAGACCCAAUUCGACCUCCAAAACCAACGACCGGACCAAAACCACCACCACCACCACCGACAUGUUAA
This is a messenger RNA of Folsomia candida, 1439 nucleotides long. RefSeq lists its product as uncharacterized. Lineage: Eukaryota; Metazoa; Arthropoda; Collembola; Entomobryomorpha; Isotomidae. The coding region runs from base 519 to 1439 and encodes 306 amino acids. The transcript is spliced from 3 exons. The record is from RefSeq and is a predicted model, not a curated record.